AUGAACCGAACAUUAAUCACAAAUCCGAGGCUUUUGGCUUGUGGUUUCAGUGAUUUGGCUCUGUUUAGGUCUUCGAUGGUGGUUGAGGAGAUGUUGGGUUCAGUUCGUCGUCGCUUGGUCUUCGGAGGUCGGUGUUUGGAGGAUGGCUAUGAUAGAGUCCAGAAUCUGUGUGUUCGUGAUCUUGUCUAUGUUUCUCCUCCUUGUUGUGGUUUGGAGAUGAAGCUUAUUCCUUUGUAG
Molecule: messenger RNA, 237 nt
Organism: Arabis nemorensis
Lineage: Eukaryota; Viridiplantae; Streptophyta; Magnoliopsida; Brassicales; Brassicaceae
Source: the annotation of a GenBank genome assembly